This is a messenger RNA of Drosophila suzukii, 2553 nucleotides long. RefSeq names its product arylsulfatase B. Lineage: Eukaryota; Metazoa; Arthropoda; Insecta; Diptera; Drosophilidae. The record is from RefSeq and is a predicted model, not a curated record.
GGAGCGGUUAGUCGAGUGGAGAAGCCGCUGGGGGAAGGAUCGCCGACGAUCACCCUUCAUCGUUAAAACCUUCAGCUGAUUCCGGAAAAACAGUCUGAAGCUUGGAAAUAUACGAUCCUAUAAAGCCAAGGUCCUAAGAGUAUAAGCAAUGUCAGGAAAACUCCAGGGUCUGCUGGUAGUGAGUGCCAUACUCAGUCUGGCAAAUGGAUCUGGAUACUCCACCAAACCAAACAUAGUGAUAAUACUGAUAGAUGAUAUGGGUAUGAACGAUGUGAGUUUUCAUGGAUCGAAUCAGAUUCUCACACCCAACAUCGAUGCCCUGGCCUACAAUGGUAUUCUACUCAACAAGCACUAUGUUCCAAAUUUGUGCACUCCAUCUAGGGCCACCCUUCUAACCGGAAAAUAUCCCAUACACACAGGAAUGCAGCACUUUGUUAUUAUAACCGAUGAACCCUGGAGUCUUCCUCAGCGAGAGCGUCUGAUGCCGGAACUUUUCCGGGAGGCGGGCUACUCCACCCAUUUGGUGGGAAAGUGGCACUUGGGCUUCUGGCGGAAGGACCUUACUCCCACAAUGCGGGGAUUUGACCAUCACUUUGGCUAUUACAACGGGUACAUUGACUAUUACGACCAUCAGGUUCGAAUGCUCGACAGGAACUAUUCGACGGGUCUGGACUUCCGAAGGGAUCUUGAACCCUGUCCCGAAGCAAAUGGAACCUACGCCACGGAAGCCUUCACCUCCGAAGCAAAAAGGAUUAUUGGGGAGCACGAUAAGAGCAAACCGUUGUUCUUGGUGCUCAGUCAUUUGGCAGUUCACACGGGCAACGAGGAUAAUCCGAUGCAGGCUCCUGAGGAGGAGGUGGCCAAAUUUGCCCACAUCAAGGAUCCCAAGCGACGCACUUACGCUGGUAUGAUUUCCAGUCUGGACAAGAGUGUGGCUCAGACGAUUGGUGCCCUAAAGGAUAAUGGCAUGCUGAAUAACACCAUCAUUUUGCUCUACUCGGACAAUGGAGCGCCCACGGUCGGCAUUCACUCCAACGCUGGUUCUAACUAUCCUUAUCGAGGGCAAAAGGAAACGCCUUGGGAGGGUGGCAUUCGAUCGGCUGGAGCUUUAUGGAGUCCGCUGCUGAAAGAGCGAGGUUAUGUGUCCAACCAGGCUAUUCAUGCCGUAGAUUGGCUGCCCACAUUGGCCGGUGCUGCCGGGGUAUCCUUGCCACAGGAUCUUCAGCUGGACGGGAUUAAUCUCUGGCCUUCUCUGAGCGGCAAUGAAGAACCAAAGCCUAGAACGAUGAUACAUGUGUUGGACGAAGUUUUCGGUUACUCUUCGUACAUGAGAGACAAUCUAAAGUAUGUAAACGGAAGCAGUUUUGAGGGACAGUACGAUCAGUGGCUAGGUGAACUGGAGCCCAACGAAGACGAUCCCUUGAGUGAGAGCUACGGACAGCAUGUUCUGGAAUCGGAAGUUCAACGCGUCCUAGGAAAUCGGGGUUUAACCGAGGAUCGCAUCAGUCAAAUGCGAAGCGAAGCCACCGAGAAGUGUCCCCCUGUUGAAGGACAAAGUCCUCUAGACCCGAAAUUUAAAUGUGAGCCCCUAAAAGCCCACUGCUUUUUCGAUUUGGCAAAGGAUCCCUGCGAGCGAUACAAUUUGGCACAACUUUAUCCACUCCAACUGCAGGAACUUGCCGAAGAGGUGGAACAAGUGCGUCGGACUGCGAUUCCUAGCGCCCGAGUUCCCAUUCCCGAUCCACGGGCUGAUCCGGCCUACCACAACGGAAAUUGGGAGUGGUGGAAUAAUACGGAAACGGAUUCAAGUUCCGGUACUUGUUUGUUAAAUUCAUGGGUUAUGAUAGGAAGUAUUAUUAGCUUAGGAUUUAGAUAAUGAUUAUAGUGGUAAGAUCCGAGUAGUGUGAUUGUUAUAAAAAAUAAAUAAUUUCCAAUAACGUUUUGUAUUUACCUGUACCUAACUUUAAUUAUUUUCCAAAAAUAAUAUUUAACUCAAAUAUUUUGAGCUAUAUUUUUCAGAUGAGAUUUCGCUAAAAUUAAAUUGUAUAGGUACCAACAGUUGAUAAUAAAUAAUGUAAACAACUUGUGGAAAAAAGGUAAAAAAACCCGGGCUAAACUGAAAGCAAUGACCUAUAUUUUUCGUCUUUACGAUAUUGUGCAUGAUCGUUUUAUAAAUAGCUGUACCACAUUUUUGACAUGUUAAGCUUUUUUUAGUUUAUGAUAAAGGCACGUUGCCCAAAAAUAUGCAACGAUAACUUUAAGUUUCCUUUCGAAAUAUAAAUAACAAAGUAUUUUCUUCGUAAAAUGUUCCAUUAAAAGGGGCACACUUAUAUUUUUUAAUUGAUGAAUGGUAAAUUUCUUUGUAAAGUUUUCAUCAAUUAAAAUUGAGGAGCAUUUAGAAAAUAGUUUACACUUCAUUUUUCAAAGAGAAUUUUGUUGAACCAGUUCUAAUUAAGUCUUAUGGAGUGUUUAAAAUUAUUACCUUUUUACAAAUAUAAUGGUGGAAAGUUUUCUUAAUAGAUCUUGAGUUAAAAAAAAACAACCAAGCAACAA